AUUCCUAAGUUAGAAAAUUGAAACAAACAGGCACAUCCACAUUAUUAUUACAUUGUUCUCCAAUUAAGCUUAAGGUGCUACAUGGCAUGGUGGAGUGGGCUAAGGGAGCUAAAGCCUUUGCUUCACUUGCUGCUUCCACUUAGCAUCCAUUGGGUUGCUGAAGAAAUGACCGUUUCUGUUCUUGUUGAUGUCACCACUUCUGCUCUCUGUCCUCGUCACACUACUUGCUCCAAAGCCAUUUACAUCAAUGGCCUUCAACAAACGGUUGUUGGAAUUUUCAAGAUGGUGGUUCUUCCACUACUUGGUCAGCUUUCGGAUGAACAUGGCCGUAAGCCUUUGCUUCUCAUUACCAUGUCAACUACUAUUAUUCCUUUUGCUUUACUUGCCUGGAAUCAAUCUGAGGGAUUUGUCUAUGCUUACUAUGUUCUUCGAACAAUUUCAUUUAUAAUCAGUCAAGGGAGCAUUUUCUGCAUUUCUGCUGCAUAUGUGGCAGAUGUUAUCAGUGAAAGCAAAAGAGCAGCUGUAUUUGGUUGGAUUACUGGCCUGUUUUCUGCUUCACAUGUUCUUGGGAAUUUCCUUGCUCGGUUUCUUCCCCAAAGCUACAUUUUCAUGGUUUCAAUAGCACUCUUGAUAUUUUGUCCUGUUUAUAUGCAAUUCUUCCUCAUUGAGACAGUGAAAGUUGCUCCGAGAAAGAAUCAUGAGUCAGGAUGCUGCAUGAAGGUAGUUGAUUUUCUCAACCAGAGAUACAAAUCUAUGAGAAAAGCUGCAGAAAUAGUCAUGUUCAGUCCAACAUUGAGGGGCAUGGCUAUUGUCACCUUCUUUUACAAGUUGGGAAUGUCAGGCAUAAACAGUGUUUUACUGUACUAUUUGAAAGCCGUUUUCGGUUUCAACAAAAAUCAGUUCUCAGAACUUCUGAUGAUGGUUGGAAUUGGUUCAAUAUUUUCUCAGAUAGUGGUGCUUCCCAUACUAAAUCCACUGGUUGGAGAGAAAGUGAUACUUUGCUCUGCAUUGCUUGCAUCAAUAGCAUAUGCAUGGCUCUAUGGAUUAGCAUGGGCAUCUUGGGUACCAUACUUGAGUGCCUCUUUUGGUGUCAUCUAUAUCCUUGUAAAACCCGCUACAUAUGCUAUUAUCUCAAAAGCAUCAAGCUCAGUCAAUCAGGGAAAAGCACAAAGUUUUAUUGGUGGAACACAAUCUAUAUCACAUUUACCAUCACCUAUUGCUAUGACUCCUUUGACUUCAUGGUUUCUAUCUACAUAUGCUCCUUUUGAUUGCAAAGGUUUCAGUAUUAUAUGUGCAUCAAUAUGCAUGAUAAUUUCACUUUGUUUUGCUUGCCUGCUGAAGCCCGAUGAUCAUAGUUGCUCAAGUGAUGAUGACAUCGAGAACAACCAGCAAACCGCUCUUCUUAGUGAAGAGUAAAUCCAUUUGCCUUUAUUAUAAUUUAUGCUCCAUAUUUUUUAUCUUUAUUUUAUUUUAUUUUAUAAUACAGUUGGCUUUGAAAAUGUAAUUAUGUAAGCAUAGAGAAAAGAAUGUAGUACAUUUUAAUAUAAUUUCUUUUUAUAUUAUUAAUUAUUGUACUU
This is a messenger RNA of Arachis stenosperma, 1577 nucleotides long. RefSeq lists its product as uncharacterized. NCBI's taxonomy places the organism in Eukaryota, Viridiplantae, Streptophyta, Magnoliopsida, Fabales, Fabaceae. The transcript has 14 exons. Bases 82 to 1416 code for a protein of 444 amino acids. The record is from RefSeq and is a predicted model, not a curated record. Gene Ontology annotation, biological process: transmembrane transport. Gene Ontology annotation, molecular function: transmembrane transporter activity.